This is a messenger RNA of Pelobates fuscus (common spadefoot toad), 1910 nucleotides long. RefSeq names its product alcohol dehydrogenase iron containing 1 (gene ADHFE1). The record is from RefSeq and is a predicted model, not a curated record. NCBI's taxonomy places the organism in Eukaryota, Metazoa, Chordata, Amphibia, Anura, Pelobatidae. The transcript is spliced from 15 exons. Gene Ontology annotation, cellular component: mitochondrion. Bases 334 to 1725 code for a protein of 463 amino acids. Gene Ontology annotation, molecular function: alcohol dehydrogenase (NAD+) activity; metal ion binding.
UAUGUGCAGCUAUUGUCAGAGUCACGUACCAUACAAACACACAGGUGACCUACAACUGAGAUUUAAAGGCUACCUGACUUACCGCUGUAAGGGAAACUCUUAGAACUUCAGCAAUUUUUGAUAAUCUCUGCAGCUAUAAAUUAACAUAUUUUACUUUUUAAGACAGAUACAAAAAAACAAAACAUAAAAGAAGGGGGCUAUCGUCUUCACAUAGCUUUUAAAAGAAUUACAUUUCAAGAAGAAGAUGCAAAAAUAUAAUUGUAAAGACUGAAGUGUCUACUCCUCAUUCCAUAUUCCUUGUAAAAAAGCUGCAGCCGUUAAUACUGCAUCACAAUGAGUGCGGGACGAGACCAGGUGAUUCAUCUGUUAAAGCUAUUGCAGCGAGCAUCGUGCAAGUGCCCAGCCCACUCUCACACCUAUUCUCAAGCUCCUGCAGCGGGGAAAACAACAGACUAUGCAUUUGAGAUGGCUGUUUCAAAUAUCAGAUAUGGAGAAAAUGUUACAAAGGAAGUUGGAAUGGACUUACAGAAUCUAGGGAUGAAAAAUGUCUGUGUGAUGACAGACAAGAAUCUUGCUCAGCUGCCUCCGGUGAGGGCCGUGCUCAAUUCACUAAUCAGAAAUAAAAUCAAUUUCAGUGUUUACGACAAUGUAAGGGUGGAACCAACUGAUAAAAGUUUUAUGGAUGCAAUCGAGUUUGCUAGGAAAGGAAAGUUUGAUGCUUACGUGGCUGUUGGUGGAGGGUCUGUGAUGGACACCUGCAAAGCAGCUAACUUAUACGCGUCCAGCCCCGAGUCAGACCUCCUCGACUUUGUUAAUGCCCCAAUUGGAAAGGGAAAGCCUGUGACUGUGCCUCUUAACCCUCUCAUUGCAGUUCCCACUACCUCUGGAACAGGAAGUGAAACCACUGGAAUCGCUAUAUUUGAUUAUGAAGAACUAAAUGCAAAAACAGGAAUUGCUUCUAGAGCUAUAAAACCAACUUUAGGGCUCAUUGAUCCACUACAUACACUUCAUAUGCCAGAAAGAGUCGUUGCGAAUAGUGGUUUCGAUGUAUUGUGCCACUCACUCGAGUCCUACACUGCCCUGCCCUAUCACAUGCGCAGCCCCUGUCCUACCAAUCCUAUAGAGCGUCCGACUUACCAGGGGAGCAAUCCAAUCAGUGAUGUCUGGGCCAUACAUGCCUUGAGGAUUGUGGCCAAAUACCUAAAGAGAGCCGUAAAAAAUCCAGAUGAUCGUGAAGCUCGGUUCUCCAUGCACUUAGCAAGCUCAUUUGCAGGCAUUGGGUUUGGAAAUGCCGGGGUGCACCUCUGUCAUGGGAUGUCAUACCCUAUUUCAGGCCUUGUAAAGACCUACAGAGCCAAGGAUUAUAAUGUGGAGCACCCAAUAGUGCCUCAUGGACUUUCAGUUGUUCUGACGUCCCCAGCCGUGUUUUCAUUCACUGCGUCAAUGUGUCCAGAGCGCCACCUAGAGGCAGCAGAAAUACUUGGAGCUGACAUCCGGACUGCUAAAAUCAAAGACGCGGGGCUCGUCUUGGCAGACACAUUGCGGAAAUUUCUUUUUGAUCUGAAUGUUGACGAUGGUUUGUCAGCUGUUGGCUACACUUCAGCAGAUAUUCCUGCUUUAGUAAAAGGAACUUUGCCCCAGGAACGUGUGACAAAGCUCUCUCCACGAUCUCAUUCUGAAGAUGAACUUUCUUGCUUAUUUGAGGCGUCAAUGAAACUCUAUUAACUGGACCAUAAAAACUUGAGAAAUCAACAUCCGCUGAUAUUGUUGGUGGUAUUUUUAUUCGAUGUCCAUAUAAAUUGUAAUUAGAAAUAUAAAAAAUGAUUGUCUGUUUUAAUGGGCAUGGCUGCCACUGGUUGAAUGUAAGAAUCCUGAACAUAAAGCAAACCACUGGAUUUUUAUGGAACUAA